GCUAAUAAAUUGACUUUUCAUUUUGUCUAAACUUGGAAAUUGUGUAAAGAAACUGAGAGAGAAAGAAAGAGAGAUGUAUGCAGAAAACGAGUCAAUCUUUCCAUACUUCCAGAACUUUCCCCAAGAAGUUCAACAGCUUGAAGACUUCUACUGCUCACAGAAACCCAAUGCUUCAACGGUGUGUACAAUAUCAGAAUAUGACCUUGGAGGAGCGGCGGACCUUUUCAAUGCUCCAGAGCCACUUUUUCAAGAACCAUUGUUUGACAUUGAUCCAAUGACAGCUGCCAUUUCCAUGAUUUCCUGUACAGAUGAUGUCAUGCGGCCGCACCAAGAGCUUAAAAUAUCAGACAUCGAAUCAUCAUUUGAGAGUGAACAAUUCCUCAAUGAUGCAUUCUAUGGUUGCAAAGAAGAUCUCUUGGCAAAGGAUCCGAUUGAGACCCCGUUCUCUGAGGCAUUAGAUAUCAGCAUUCCCAUUGUUGAAAAUGAUGAAAACUUGACCGUCGAGAAACAUUUGACUUCUCAGGGACUGUUUCAGAAAAGUGGAAGUUCGGAAUCUCUAUGCUCCAUGGAGCGCGUGCAAGGUGUGCCCCCAACAAAGCCGAAUUUUCUCAAUUUUUCCGCGAUGGACUUUGGUGCAGUGUAUGGUAUGAGAAGGUCCUUCAGUGAAGGAGACAUAAAGGGAUAGGGCUGGCUCAUUGACACUGAGUUUUUAUGACAGACACUCCUUGGAAAUGGUAAUGUAAGCCUCAUCCACUCUCCCCUGGGACAGAAGCACCAGAUUAUCAGCACCUCCAUUUCUGAAGCUCGAAAAGAGAAGCUCUCUAGAUACCGUAGCAAGAGGAACAAGAGGAAUUUCGGCAGGAAAAUCAAGUAUGCUUGCAGGAAAGUGUUGGCGGACAGUCAACCGCGGAUCAGAGGGAGAUUCGCGAAAACCGAAGAAACAACAGAUGGAUCCAAGAAGCAUUGACUGCUGCUCUGUACUGAAAACAAAGUUAGAAGAAUGUAAAAUGGAAUUAGUUGUUGGGCAGUGGAAAACAGAAGCUAAACUGUGACCCCUUAAAACCUGCCAGCAUUGCAUUAGCUUCUUUCAUUCCUCCCUCUCCUAGCUAUAGAUCUGUAUGUAUUAUGUUUGUUGAUGUGCAUAUAUAAUAAAUAAAUUCAGUAUGUCUACCCAUUCUAUUCAUUCCAUCUGAAGUGGACUUGGCCAAUCAGACAUGGUCAAACUUUAUUUACGUUCUUUCUUUAUUUUUGUUAGUCAUUUGAUAAAAUAAUAUAGUCAUGUCACAACU
Cuscuta campestris is the source of this 1289-nucleotide messenger RNA. NCBI's taxonomy places the organism in Eukaryota, Viridiplantae, Streptophyta, Magnoliopsida, Solanales, Convolvulaceae. The record is from the annotation of a GenBank genome assembly.